AUGGCGAAAGCUGCGGGGAAAGGGCCGCCCUCCAAAGGUCUGGUGAGCAAAGGUCCAGCCAAAGGCAAAGGACGCGGCGCCGGUCCCCCGCCGCCGAGCCGCGAUGCGUCGACCCUGCGGCCGGGCGGCACCGGCGGCGCCACAGUGGCCACGCUGGCCACGGUGACGGCCAAGUUGAGACCUUUGUUUUGGCAGACGGUGGCGCAAGUUCCAGAAGAAAGUGUUUGGACUGGUGUGGGGCCCCCAGUCACCUUCGAUGCUGCCUUGCUGGAACGUCGCUUUGCGCUGGCGGAUGCGCGUGGGAAAAGUGCCAAGAAUGGAGCCAAUGGACAUCCCAUUCCAGGUGAAGAAUCGAGGAAAAAGCUACGGGUGUUGGAUGAUCGAACGUCGCAACUGCUGGCCAUUUCCUUCAACAAGUUGCCACCAGCAGAGCAGUUGACCAAUGUGGUGGACAACUUGGAGACCUUUCCGGAAGGCCUGUCGGCACCUGAAGCCAUAAUGGCUUUGAACACGGCUUUCUUGGAUCAACGCGAUGCGGUGGAGCAGCUGCGUCACAUGGAACUCCAGGAAUCAGAUCUCUGCCAGCUGGACGUGCCGGAGAGAUACUUGUGGGUCAUGGGACACAAGCCAUUGAUUGCUGCCAAGAUCUGCAGCGGCGCGCUAAUCCUGGGCCUGGCGCCUGAGUUGCCGGAAUGGCGCCAGGCUUGCGAGCGGGUGAUGCGAGGCUGUCAGAAGUUAAAAGCUUCCACGUUGGUGAGGAAGUGCAUUAGUACCUGCCUGGCAGUGGGAAACAUCAUGAAUCGCGGCACCACACGCGACGGUGCACGGGCUGUGGUGCUUCCAGAUGGAUUGCUGAAGUUGGAUGAGCUCAAGGGUCAGGGUGAGAGUGAAGGGACUUCUGGACAAUCCUUGCUGGACUUUGUGUCUGAGGCCAUCGUCUGGGAGGAAGUCAUGUCCGUUCGCUGCCAUGAGAAGCGUUUGGAGCUCCACCGUGAAGCGCAGGACCUGCAUGAUGCUUUGAACGCGGCCAAAGGCGUUUGCUUGAUGGAAGCGGAAACGAGCUGUCAGAAGAUUAUGGCAACGGCCAGGAAAGCGCAUGGCAACCUGAUACAGGAAUCCACCGUCAUGGACCAGAGUGUGGCUCGACUGAACCUCCGGGUGCAGCGCAUCAUGAAAGAGGCCAAGGAGACGUCUGAAGAAGUGGCAAAAGCCAAGGGAGAACUGAAGCAACAAAUGGAGUGGUUCAGCGCCAAAGCAAACAUCAGUUCGCAAGACUGGCUGUCGAGCUGGGUGCAGUUUCUGGAACUGCUCGCAGCUGCCAUCCUCCGCAUCAAACUCCCUGCAGAGCUGCCACUGCCACCGCAGCCGGUGGCAACGCAACCUGCACGGCAGGAAUUGAAGGACGUUACGAACAGGUGCGGAGUCGCGUCCGCGUCGCCGAAGGUCCUUGAAUCGAAAGCCGCAAUGCAGUUGGAUGACGAUGAACGGAUCGAAGUGCUGUUGGCGCGCAUGGCCCAAGCGGCGGUGCCAGGUGAUGCAGCCCCAAAGCCGGCGACCCGGGUGGAAGUGAAGACCUCAAGACUGAUGCCGGCGACAACGGGGCCGACGUCCACGUCCACGAUGCGCGGCAACGUAGUGCCAAUGAACACCCGGGUACCGAUGCUGUGA
Cladocopium goreaui is the source of this 1668-nucleotide messenger RNA. The record is from the annotation of a GenBank genome assembly. NCBI's taxonomy places the organism in Eukaryota, Dinophyceae, Suessiales, Symbiodiniaceae.